Molecule: messenger RNA, 1805 nt
Organism: Cavia porcellus (domestic guinea pig)
Lineage: Eukaryota; Metazoa; Chordata; Mammalia; Rodentia; Caviidae
Gene: Vrk3
Product: VRK serine/threonine kinase 3
Exons: 15
Coding region: 225-1586 (453 amino acids)
Biological process (GO): signal transduction; peptidyl-serine phosphorylation
Cellular component (GO): nucleus; cytoplasm
Molecular function (GO): ATP binding; protein serine/threonine kinase activity
Source: RefSeq, a predicted model, not a curated record
UGCCGCGAAGGCGUCUGGGAAAUGCAGUUCCGGAUGGGUACGGCCUGAGCGGUAGUUGGGAAGUCAGUGGCGCCUGCGCAGGCGUCUACUGAUUGCAAGGGGAAGGAUGCGCGCGCAGCGCCUCCAGCCCAAGCGGAAGUUUCUCCUGGACAACUAAGAAGGCCACUGUGGAGAUGGAGUUUCCAGCUCACUGAAACCAGGGACCGGACCGUAACCCCAUAAGCAUGAUCUCCUUCUGUCCAGAGUGUGGCAAAAAUAUCGAAGCAGCUUUCAAAUUCUGCCCCUACUGUGGAAAACCUCUGCCUACAGACGAGCGUACACAGUCCCCAACCUGUGCCAGGCAACUCGUGUCAUCCUUUCGAGGCUCAAAGAGAGAGCGAAACUCCAGCUUUGAAAUCUCCCCCAAGAAAGUGAAAUGGUCAAACAUUGUCAUCUCUUCCCAGUCGUCCCUCCUCUCCGAUGGUCACAGUCCUGAGUCUGAAGGUGCUGGAAGCUCUUGUGAGAAACCCAAAGGGUCCAGGAGUGGACCCCCAACCCCUAAAAGCAGCCCACAGUCCAUCAGGCGAAGCCCUCAGACGCUGAAGCGGAGCCGUGUGACCACUUGCCUCGAGGCUUUGCCCUCGGGGACAGAGCUGACAGACAAGAACAGGCAACGCUGGAGGCUGGGAGCCCUGCAGUCCCGAGAUGACCAAGGCAUUCUCUACGAAGCCGAAUCCGCCUCUGUCCUCCCCUGCGAGUCAAGGUCUCAGAAGUACCGGUUCUCCCUCAAACUGGAUGCCAAAGAUGGGCGACUGUUCAAUGAGCAGAACUUUUUCCAGCGGGCCGCCAAGCCUCUGCAAGUGAACAAGUGGAAGAAGCUGUACUCCACCCCGCUGCUGGCCAUCCCCACCUGUAUCGGGUUCGGUGUUCACCAGGACAAGUACAGGUUCUUGGUGUUCCCCAGGCUGGGGAGGAGCCUGCAGUCGGCCCUGGAUAAGAGCCCGAAGUGUGUGAUUUCGGAGAAGUGUGUAUUCCAGGUGGCCUGCCGGCUGCUGGAUGCCCUGGAGUUCCUCCAUGAAAAUGAGUAUGUUCAUGGAAAUCUGACGGCAGAGAAUGUCUUUGUGGACCCAGAGAAUCUGAGCCAAGUGACCUUGGUAGGCUACGGCUUCUCCUUCCGCUACUGCCCAGGUGGCAGACACGUGGCCUACAUGGAAGGCAGCAGGAGCCCACAUGAGGGGGACCUUGAGCUCAUUAGCCUGGACCUGCACAGAGGAUGUGGGCCCUCCCGCCGCAGUGACCUCCAGUCCCUUGGCUACUGUAUGCUGAAGUGGCUUUUUGGGUCCCUGCCAUGGACAAAGUGCCUUCCCAACACCGAGGAGAUCAUGAAGCAGAAGCAGAAGUAUCUCGACAGCCCAGAGCUGUUCAUGGGACUGUACGGUCACUGCAGCCGGCCCUCAGAGACCCUGCAGCAGUACCUGAAGGUGGUGAUGGCCCUCAAGUUUGAGGAGAAGCCACCGUACGCCCUGCUGAGGAACCAUCUAGAAACCCUGCUGCAGGACCUGCAGGUGUCAGCUUAUGACCCCCUCAACCUCCAGAUGGUGCCAUAGAAGUUUCAACCUGCAGUUUGAAAUAGAAACAAAAAAGAAGCAACGUGAGUCAAGGCCUGCUGUUUAAUCACAGAUGAGAUUCUAGAAAAGUCCCCGGAAUGUGCAUCCCCGCCCCUUCUACUUCAGGAACCCCCGGAUAAUGUGAAGCUCCUCUGCCCCUCACCAAGACCCUCCUGGUCCCACUGUGCUUUAGUAAUAAAUUUUGACCAUUCAGUCUUA